This is a messenger RNA of Temnothorax curvispinosus, 997 nucleotides long. RefSeq lists its product as uncharacterized. The transcript is spliced from 5 exons. Bases 149 to 832 code for a protein of 227 amino acids. Lineage: Eukaryota; Metazoa; Arthropoda; Insecta; Hymenoptera; Formicidae. The record is from RefSeq and is a predicted model, not a curated record.
UAAUUUAAUUUCUAAUUUAUUUCCAAUUACGCGAAGAAACCAGUGUGGAGUAGUAGGAUAUUGCAGGUGUAACCUAUUCAAGUGUUGUUGAUUCUCGUUAAACGACCAGUGAAUUUUAAUAUAUAUUUUAAAACAAUAAUUUAAAACAAUGGAAUAUACGUUGGAGGACGCUUUCGAGACGCUGAAGGAUAAGAAGGCGGAAGUGGAGAAAAAUAUCGAAGAUCUAAUAAGCCAGAUAUCGAACAACAAGAUUUUCGCUUUGAAACCAUCCAGUUCGCUGGAGGACGUGAGAAUGAAACAGGAAAGAUUGCACAAGAGCUUGCGAAAGGAAGUCGAAAUGGUGGAACCUGAGGAUUAUCCGAUUGUGAGAACAUCUGACUUGCGUGUACAAGUGAUGACCGAGAUGGAGGCAGAGAUUCGCGACAUGCAAGAUCUCCUCAAUAGUCUACAACGAAAGCUUUCCGAGAUCCAGGAAGACAUCGUAUAUUUGAGAGAUAAGAAAAAUGGACUGGAUAAAAUGCGGGAAGCUUAUCUGGAUAUCACGGAGACCUUCACAAACAAGACAUACGAAGAGGAACAUAUCCUAACAAAACGUAUAUUUCAGCAAGUAAAAAAUGAUCUGUACACUGUGGUAGAUACCAUAAUUCCGAACAACAAUGGCUUUAAAGAAUUAUUAGCGGCACUAACGUCAGCUUAUAUGAAAGGAGGAGAUGACAUCUAUGUAGAUGUCACGCCGAAUGUUGUAAAUUAUAUAAAUUUUCUACUGGAAGCUGAUAUAAUACAAUACCAUCGUAACGAUAGGACUAAAAUCAGAAUGACCGAGUUGUUAUGAUAUUCGAUAAAUUAUCUAAUAUUUUACAACCUCGUGCUACAACCGUGAUGCAGCGUAAUAUAAAAUAAUAAUUGACAAACGUGAUAUCAAGUCAGAAAUAGAAAAAUGCUCACUUAUAAAUACCACAAAUACCACAAGUAAUAUAGAAAAUAUUUUCUACCACAA